AUGAAAAUAUUUGGACGAGCAUUUAGUCAAGAGUUUGGUCAAGGAUUAGGUCAAGGGUUUGGUCAAGAGUUUGGUCUGGGGUUUGAACAAGGGUUUGGUCAAGGGUUUGGUCAAGGAUUUGGUCAAGGGUUUGGUCAAAAGUUCGGUCUGGGGUUUAAACAAGGGUUUGGUCAAGGGUUUGGUCAAGGAUUAGGUCAAGGAUUUGGUCAAGAGUUUGGUCUGGGGUUUGAACAAGGGUUUGGUCAAGGGUUUGGUCAAGGAUUUGGUCAAGGGUUUGGUCAAAAGUUCGGUCUGGGGUUUAAACAAAGGUUUGGUCAAGGGUUUGGUCAAGGAUUUGGUCAAGGGUUUGGUCAAAAGUUUGGUCUGGGGUUUGAACAAGGGUUUGGUCAAGGGUUCGGUCAAGGGUUUGGAAUAAUAACAACAGAUGCCGACUCAAAGUAUUAUAAUAUGUCUUUUUUCAACUAA
Physella acuta is the source of this 465-nucleotide messenger RNA. Its product is annotated as keratin-associated protein 6-2-like. The record is from RefSeq and is a predicted model, not a curated record. NCBI's taxonomy places the organism in Eukaryota, Metazoa, Mollusca, Gastropoda, Physidae.